AUGCGACAGAGUACGCAGCAGGAGGCCCUUGGGGGCCCCAAUACUCCUGCUGCUCUAUCAGCAAAAUUAACACCAAUGAGUGCGCAGCAGCUAACGCAGCAGCAUUUGCUGCAGCAGCAAGCGCUGCAGCAGCAGCUGCUGCUACAGAGACAGCAGCAGCAGCAGCAGCUUAUCGUGCAGCAGCAUCAUCAGAGACUGCAGCAGCAGCAUGCGCUGCAUAGGCAGCAGCAGCUAAUGUUAGCACAAGCACAAGGCCACCCACAGGCUGCUGCGCUGCUGGCGCUGCAGCAGCAGCAGCAGCAGCAGCAAGCCGUCUCGACAGCAGCAGCAUUUGCUGCUGCUAGUCUAGGGGGUGGUAAUGGUGCAGCAGCAGCAGCUGCUGCAGCUGCUGCAGCACGUGCUCGUGCUGCUGUUGAUACUGCUAUGCAGCAGCAGCUGCAGGAGCAGCUCGUGCGACUGCAGCAGCAGCGCGACCAUCAAUUCCUAGAGCAGCAGCAGCAGCAAAUGCUGCAGCAGCAUCGGCAGCAGCAGCACGCACAAACAGCAGAUGCUUGGCGCCUAUUCGCAGGCGCAGGAGGGAGAGCCGCAGCCCUCAGCUUUGCGGCGCAUCAGCAGACAGCAGCUGCGCAGCAGCAGCAAGCAGCUGCAGCAGCAGCAGCUGCUGCUGCUAUGGGCGAUGGUACAGCAGCAAAGGUUCCUGGACCAGCAGCAACAACAGCAGCAGCAACAGCAGCAGCAGCAGCUGCUGCAUCUGUCCCAAUGGAUGUUACUUCCGUACCGGGUGCUGCACCUGCGGAGGUUCAAGACACAGCAGCAGCAGCUGCAGCAGCAGCUGCUGCAGCAGCAGCAGCAGCAGCAGCAACAGGAGCACCAGGAGGUGUUCGGGAUCCGGUGUCAGCAUGUGCUGCUUCUGUUGCUCCUCCAACAGCAGCAGCAGCAGCAGCACCAAUAGCAGCAGGACCAGCAGCAGGAGUAAUCGGUCCCGCUGCAACUCCUGCAGCAGCAGCAGCAGGAGCAGGAGCAGCACAACGAGUACCACCAGCAACAGCAGCAACAAAUGCAGCUAUGGCAGCAGCAGCUGCAACUGCUGCACCUCCAGUAGGACCUGCAGUUGCUGCUGGUCCUACAGCAGCACCAACAGCACCAGGAGGAGCAGCACCAGCAGCACCGGGUGCAGCAGCAGCAGCAGCAGCAGCAGCAGCAACAGCAGCAGCACCGGGUCUAGGACUUGCAGCAUGUGGAGACACAACAGCAGCUCGCAGCAGCAGCAGCAGCACCGCCACUACCACAACAACCCCAACAACAACAACAACAACAACAACAACAACAACAAGCAACAACAACAACAACAACAACAACAACAGCAGCAGCAGCAGCAGUGCAGCAGCACGUAGCCGCAGCAGCCGCAGCACAGCAGCAAAAAGUGGUGGUGUAUGCUCUCGUCGUGUAGGUCGUCCUGUACGUCGUGGUCAAGGAGGUAACAGCAGCAGCAGCAGCAGCAGCAGCAAUACAACAACAACAACAACAACAACAACAACAGGAACAACAACAACAGGAACAAAUAAUAAUAAUAAUAGUACAGUAGGUGGUGGUGGUGGUGUAUCAUCAGUAGCAGCACGUGAUGCGGAAGCAGCAGCAGCAGCAGCAGCAGCAGCAGGAGCUGGGAUCGAUAAUAAGGGAUCGUCUCCGGAGACGAUCCCACAGCAACCCCGUCGUAUACCUGCAGAUGCCUUUCGUGUACCCACCGUACCUGAUGAGGAUUAUUUCUCUACUGUACCUGGAUGUUAUUAUCAUUUCGGAAAAAGAGAAUGGCGUGUAGUAUAUAGAGAUCCACAGAAUGAAUCAAAAAGAAGACAAAAAACACAUUCAAUUAAAAAGUAUGGAUUCUAUGCCGCAAGGUCUAAGGCAGAGGAUCUAAGAAUUGAGCUAGAAAAAAUUAAUGGAUGGCCGUUGACUGUACCACCAGCAAAGAAGACAGAUACAGCAGCAACACGUUUUAUUAACUUUGAUAAGACAGACAAGGAUACAACAACAGCAGCAGCAGCAACAGCAGCAGCAGCAGCAACAGCAGCAGCAAAUAAUAAUAAUAAUAAUAAUUCUCCUGAUGCAGAAGGAGAUGAUGAUAGGACACCAUCUGCUGCAGCAACUGCAGCAACAGCAGCAGGAAAUUCAGGUGGAUCCGCUCGCUCCUCUUCACGUAGGGCUAAUAAGAAUCGACAGCAGCAGCAGCAGCAACAACAACAGCAGCAGCAACAACAACAACAACAGCAACAACAAGAAACUGAUGCUGCUCAUACACCUGCAAAUGCGUCUGCAGCCCAACAGGCAACACCUGCUGCUACGGGUGCUCCAACUGCAGCAACUGCAGCAACUGCAGCAACUGCAGCAGUAACAGCAAAUUCCCCAAGAGGUGCAGCAAGUGCAAGGAGGGGUACGUGGGAAGCUAAGGGAAUAACUAGGACAAAACAAGAAACAGCAGCAGCAACUGCUGCUGCUGCUGCUGGUAGUGGUGGUAGUACUGGAGAUUUCCCUGCUGCAGCAGACGCAGCAGAUGGAUCACGAGCUGCUGCUUCCGUCAGCACAAGAAGGAAGCGGCGCAUGCAGCAGCAGCAACAGCAACAACAACAGCAACAGCAGCAACAGCAACAACAGCAGCAGGUUUCAUCCGUUGUUGAUCACACAAUGAAUGAUCCAACUGCUGCUGCUGCAGAUCCUGCUGGGGCAAUGGCUAAUGCUGCUGCUGCUGCUGCUGCUGCUGCAGCUGCAGCAGCAGCAGCAGCACAGACGCUAAGAACUGGGCCUGAGGGAGACCUCCAAGGGAUCUCCUUUUUCUCGGGUCCUGCAGAGUUGUUGCCUACAGCAGCAGCAGAAGCACUGCAGCAGCAGCAGCAGCAGGAGGGUUCUCUAGUAGGUGUCGACGGCAGCGGCAGCAGCACCACCACCAACGCAGAUGCAGCAGCAGCAGCUGCAGCAGCAGCAGCAGCAGCAGCAGCAACAGGGAAACAAAGGGAAGAAGAUAGUUUUUUAUUAGAUGGAUUAGCUGCUGCAACAUUAGCAGCAGAUGGUCCAUUAACCCCUCGCUGGGGUCUGCUGCAGUCCUGUGACAGCGACGAGGUGCAGCAGCAGCAGCAACAGCAACAGCAGCAGCAGCAGCAGCGGGAAGGAUCCUUCAGGCCAGGAGAAAGAUCAUUAGGUUGUGUUGCAUCUCCUUCUUGUUUUUUCUCUAAAUCUGGUGGCCGCAGCAGCAAUACCAGCAACAACAGCAGCAGCAGCAACACAUGCUGCAGCAGCAGCAGCAGCACCAAUGGCAGCAGCAGCAGCAAAGGAGAUGCUGCUUCCCAUUACCUGCUGUCUCCUCCUGCUUCCUUAUUUGCUGCUGCUUCCCCCCUUAGCAGUUUGCUGCCUAGCUUAGGUGGUCGUCGCAGCGCAACAGAUGGUGCUGCUGCUGCUGCAGCAGGAGAGGGUCCAUCUGCUGCUGCUGCUGCUGCAGCAGCAGCAGCAGCAGGACUUGAAUGGCAGCAAGGACAGACAUCAGGACUACACGAAGCCUUAUUAAACUUUGUCUAUUUACCUUCUUGUCCUCCUACCCCCUUGCUGUCCUCUGCUCCUCUCUCCUUGCUGCUGGAUGCUGUUGAGCCGCAGCAGCAGCAGCAAGAGGGUCCUCCUGCAGCAGCAGCAGCAGCAGGUAGUAGCAAUAGCACCAACAACGCUAGCAACAGUGGUAACUGCAGAAAUCCUGCUGCUGCUGCUGCUGCUGCUGCGCAACGAGCUGCUGUUAUGUCUCCUGCUGCAGCUGCUGCAGGAGGGGGAUCAAUAUUAAAGGCUGCUUCUGCUUCUACUGCAGCAGCAGCAGCAGCAGCAGCAGCUGCUGCUGCUGCUGCAGGUAGAGGAUUGGAUGAGGAAGGUGUGCUGAGGCUAACAAGGAGCAGCAGCAACAGCAGCACGCAGCAGCUUCCUGCUGCACUGUCUGCGUUGCUGUCUCCUGCUGCUAGCUUUGAUAGAGAAGAGACAGCAGCAGAGAGACAGAGAGAUGCAGCAGCAGCAGCAGGAGCAGCAGCAGAUGAGUUAUUACUCCGUAGCAGCAGCAGCGGUUGCAGCAGCAGCAGCAGCAGACAGCAACAACAUUGUGAUGGUGCUGGUAGUGUAGCUGUGUCUCCAAUAUGUAUGAGCAGCAGCAGCAGCAACAGCAGCAACAGCAGCAACAGCAGCAACAACAGCAGCAUAAGUGGUACAGUUGUACCGCGUGUCUCGGGUGUACAAAACAGCAGCAGCAACAGCAGCAGCAAAUGCAGCAGCAGCAGCAACAACAACAACAACAGCAAAGGAUUAUCUACUCCCCUAUGGUUAUCCCUCAUGAAUGGUAAUACUAUAGGGUGGGGGGGCCCCUCCUCUAUAAGGAGGGGCCCCUCCCCGUCCCCUUUGCUGCAGCUGUCCUCCUUUGAUUUGCUGCUGUCUCCUCCGUGUCUCCUUAAGACAAGAGGAGCAGCAGAGGAUGCUGCUGUUGGUCUAUUAGCUCCCUUGACGCCACCGCAGCAGCAGGCACAGGAAGCAGCAGCAGGGAGCAGUAUAAGCAGCAGCAGCAGCAGCAGCAGCAACAGCAGCAGCAGCAGCAGCAGCAACUGGGGUGCAGCACUCGAGCUCGCCUCCCCCUUCCAGCAUAUUAAUGAGGAGGCGUUGCUGCCAUUGAGUAGCCGCAGCAGCCAUCCAUGGGAUAAGGGAUCUAAUUUAUCUCUUGCUGCUGCUGCUGCUGCUGCAGCAGCAGCAGCAGCAGCUAAAGAUCUACCACCACACAGCGGAACUAAUAAUACCUGCGGUAAUGCAGCAGCAACAGGAACAGCAGCAGCAGCAACAGCAGCAACAGGAGCAGCAGGUCAACAACAAUCUCCUGCAGCAGCAGCAGCAGGCCAGAAUGAGGCCAAUAGUGCUGCAGCAGCUGCAGCAGCAGCAGCAGCAGCUGCUGCUGCUGCUGCAGAAGCAGAUGGUGCCAAUACUAUAUUAAGUAGGAUUAGGCGGCAUCUGCUGCCUAUAGAAGCAAAAGAAUCAACAGCUUGCUGCGGCUUAACACAACUGCAGCAGCAGCAGCAAGAGCAGCAGCAGCAGCAGCAACUGCAGCAGCAGCAGCUAAAUGAUGUGAGGAAUUGCUUCUAA
Eimeria maxima is the source of this 5148-nucleotide messenger RNA. RefSeq names its product AP2 domain-containing protein, related. Bases 1 to 5148 code for a protein of 1715 amino acids. Gene Ontology annotation, biological process: regulation of DNA-templated transcription. The record is from RefSeq and is a predicted model, not a curated record. The transcript is spliced from 4 exons. Lineage: Eukaryota; Apicomplexa; Conoidasida; Eucoccidiorida; Eimeriidae. Gene Ontology annotation, molecular function: DNA-binding transcription factor activity.